Messenger RNA from Molossus molossus (Pallas's mastiff bat), 4871 nucleotides. It is a transcript of the gene SENP7, whose product is annotated as SUMO specific peptidase 7. Bases 61 to 3204 code for a protein of 1047 amino acids. Lineage: Eukaryota; Metazoa; Chordata; Mammalia; Chiroptera; Molossidae. Gene Ontology annotation, biological process: protein desumoylation. The record is from RefSeq and is a predicted model, not a curated record. Gene Ontology annotation, molecular function: SUMO-specific endopeptidase activity. Gene Ontology annotation, cellular component: nucleus; cytoplasm. The transcript has 24 exons.
CCAGCCUGAGGGGUCUUGAGGUGACAGCGACUGCAACUGCGACUACAGCUGCAGGAGAAGAUGGACAAGGGGAAGGCCGGGCGACGUCGGUCUUCAUCCGAAAUUGUCACAGAAGGAAAAAGGAAAAAGUCUUCAUCUUCUGAGUUACAUAAGAUAACAAAGAUGUUAAAUGCAAAAUCAGAGGAUGUUCAUGUCAAAUCACCGCUGUACAAACUCAGAAGCUCAGAACGGUGGGAUCUCCCUUUGCAGGGGUGGCAAAGAAGCCUAAGAAACAAGGUUCUUUCUCUAGACCAUAAAAGUAAAAAAGGUGUUCGUGGGCAUCCUGUCACUUCUAAGACGUCAUCAGAAAGGCAACUCAAAGUUAUGUUGACGAAUGUCCUAUGGACGGAUUUAGGACGAAAAUUCAGAAAGAUCCCACCUAGAAACGAUGCUAAUUUAUGUGAUGCCAACAAGGUGCAAUCAGACUCAUUGCCUUCGACAUCUGUUGACAGCCUAGAGACAUGUCAAAAAUUAGAACCUCUUCACCAAAGCCUUAAAUUAUCUGAAAGGAUACCCAGAGUUAUAUUGACGAAUAUCCUGGGAACGGAGUUAGGAAGAAAAUACAUAAAGACCUCUCCUGUAACUGAGGCCACUUUGGGUGAUACAGACAACUUGCAAUCAGAGCAGCUUUCUUCAUCAUCUGAUGGCAGCCUAGAAUCUUGUCAGAAUCUAAAUACUCACAAGAACUUCUUUUUAUCUGAAAGGGGUUCUCAACCAGAUAAAACAAUAGAUAAGAAUUAUUCAAAGAGGGCUGCACAUACCAAAGAAAAGAGAAGAGGUGAUGAUGGCAUUUCUCUUGUAGUGUCUGAUACUCAGUCUGAAGACCUCAGUAGUGGAAGUAGAGAUUGUGAUCAUCUUGAAGAGGGGAGCAGAAACAAGAAUGGUACAUAUUCCGAUUCGAAAAUGGAACCCACUCCGAUUUCCAGGAAGAGAAAGAAAAGAUUUAGAAAUAAUUUACCUGAUUCUCAUAAUUCUACUUCUUUAUAUAAGUCAGCAGAACAGACAACAGAGCAAGAAAAUGACUCAACAGUAUCUUCAGAGUUUGAAAAGACAAGUGAAAAUCAUGAUCAAGAUCCAAAACUGCUUGAAGAAAUUACACCUGAACCUACAGAAAGUGAUUUAACUAAACUAUCCUCACUUAAUAGUCAGGAGUUGGCUUUGAGUACUAUUCCCAAAAGCACCUCUGACUGUUCAGUCACUGAAACUUUUGAGAGCUCUAUUUCCACUGAUACUUUGGGGAAUUCUACCCUGGUUGAGAAGGAUGAGAGUAUGUUGAACACGAUAGAAAAGCCUGUUUUAAGUGAACACAGUGAAGGGAACCAAUCACUGAUCUCAGCUGAACCAAUUGUUGUUUCCAGUGAUGAAGAAGGACCCAUUGAACAUAAAAGUUCAGAAAUUCUUAAAUUACAAUCUAAGCAAGACCUUGGCAUCACUAAUGAAAAUGAGAGUAUUUCUGAAUCAGCAUUGUCAGAACUACCAUUGAUUACAUGUGAAUCAGUACAGGCUUCAUCUGAAUUGUGUCCUGCCAUGGAAAAUAUUUCCUGUAUUAUACCUAGUAAUGAGAUGGAUCUACAACUGGAUUUUAUAUUUACUUCUGUUUAUAUUGGUAAAAUAAAAGGAGCUUCUAAAGGUUGUGUUACAUUCACACCGAAGUAUGUUAGGAUCCCAUUUCAAGUGUCCCUGAAUGAGGUUUUAUUGUUAGUGGAUACCACACAUUUAAAGAGAUAUGGGUUAUGGAAAAGUAAGGAUGAUGAGCACAGUAAAAGGAGUCAUGCUGUCCUUUUCCUCUGGGUCUCUUCACAAUAUCUUCAGGAGAUUCAGACCCAGUUAGAAAACUCUGUGUUAAGCCAGCAAUCAAAAUCUAGUGAAUUCAUUUUCCUUGAGCUACACAAUCCUAUUUCACAAAGAGAAGAAUUGAAAUUGAAAGAUAUUAUGACAGAAAUAAGUACAACCACUGGAGAAUCAGAGCUUUCUUAUUCAUUGUCUUGGGUUCAGGCACUUCCUUUAUUUCAGAACCUCUCUUCAAAAGAAAGUUCUUUUAUUCAUUAUUACUGUGCUUCAACUUGUUCAAUUCCUGCUGCUGCUGCUGAAGAAAUGAAGAUGAAAUCAGUAUCUCAGCCCUCAAAUAUAGAUACAGCCAAACCUAAUUACACCUUCCUGCAGAAGCAAAGUAGUGGUUGCUACUCACUUUCUAUUACAUCUAACCCAGAUGAAGAAUGGCGAGAAGUCAGGCACACUGGACCUGUUCAGAAGUUGAUUGUAUAUCCUCCACCACCUACUAAAGGGGGAUUAGGGGUAACUAAUGAAGAUCUGGAAUGCUUAGAAGAAGGGGAAUUUCUUAAUGAUGUAAUUAUUGACUUCUACCUUAAGUAUCUUAUAUUGGAGAAGGCAUCAAGUGAACUUGUUGAACGAAGUCACAUUUUUAGUAGCUUUUUCUAUAAAUGCUUGACGAGAAAGGAAAAUAACUUAACAGAAGAUAAUCCAAAUCUUUCAAUGGCACAAAGAAGACAUAAAAGGGUAAGAACAUGGACUCGCAACAUAAACAUCUUUAAUAAAGAUUACAUCUUUGUGCCUGUAAAUGAGUCGUCUCACUGGUAUCUUGCAGUCAUUUGUUUUCCAUGGUUAGAAGAAGCUAUGUAUGAAGAUUUCCCACAAACUACAUCCCAGCAAUCCCAGGCUCAGCCGUCCCAACAUGAUAACAAAACAAUAGAUAAUGAUCUACACACUGCUUCAGCACUAUCCUUGGGUAUAGCGGAUUCCCAAAGUACUGAGACGAAUAUGUCAAUACCAAAGAAAAUGUGUAAAAGGCCAUGCAUUCUCAUACUAGACUCCUUGAAAGCUGCUUCCAUACAAAACACAGUUCAGAAUUUACGAGAGUAUUUAGAGGUAGAGUGGGAAGUUAAACGAAAAACUCAUCGUGAAUUCAGCAAAACAAACAUGGUGGACCUAUGCCCUAAAGUUCCUAAACAAGAUAAUAGCAGUGAUUGUGGAGUAUAUUUACUGCAAUAUGUGGAAAGUUUCUUUAAGGAUCCCAUUGUUAACUUUGAACUUCCAAUUCAUUUGGAGAAAUGGUUUCCUCGUCAUGUAAUAAAGACCAAACGGGAGGAUAUUCGAGAGCUCAUUUUGAAACUUCAUUUACAGCAACAGAAGGGCAGCAGUAGCUAGUUAAUCUGUACAAAGAUGACACAGAUGGUCUACACGAUUACUGGGAAGCUGCUUACCAGCAUUUGUGUUAGACAGCUCACAGAGAAGACAGCUUGCAGUAGUGUGUGUCAUUGAACAUUAUUUAAAAUAUAUAAGGUGUAUUAUUAGAAUUGUUGAGAUCUCAUAGAUGGAGUGGAAAUGGGUGUGAUAUACAUAAUCUUAUUAGAUAGAAAUUAAAAUUUCAUAAAUAUUUGAUAUUUUUCUGAUUUAAAAUGCUUGGAUUAUGCAAUAGCAUAUGUAAUGUGGGAAUGUUUUUGUAGGUAAUAAAACUAUGUGAUCUGUACUUCCACAUAGCGGGAGUUGAGGGGAGUUAGGUCCUCCCUGAUGCCAGCCCCAGUGACUGUCAAAUUUGUUGACAAGUCACAUUAUAUUGUAAUUCUAUUCUUUGCAGCUCAAGCAUGCAGUAUGAAUACUGUGUAUUUUUCUUUUUAAAGAAUUUAGUAUUAAGGCUUCAGAAAAUGCCAUUUAUGGCAUUCCUUCUGUAUAGUGUAAAAGAAGACAAAUGAUAGCAAGAUGAUAAAAAAUCAGUCUUUCAAAGCGCAGCUUAUUUUUCUCAAUUGCUAAAUGAAACCAUUACUCUGCUGUAAUUUUUUUUCCUUUUUUUUGAUGUAAUAUGUGAGGAUCUGGGAAUUGAAUUCAUUCAUUCAGGGUGAAAUUUGGAACAAAAAAAGUUAGCUAUACAAAAUAGGUUUUAAAAAAUGAUAUAUGUUACCCAACAUAGUUUAUUUGAAUUAUAGCUAUAUACUGACUUCUCCAUUGUCCCAGAAUAUAUGUACACAAUUUAUGUAAGAUAAAAUUGGUGUCCUUAUAAUUUAAUUAAAAAUACCCUCAAAGUCUUAUUUAUUGUAGAACUAAAUAUAUAAUUUUUAUAGCUCUGUUACCCAGUAUUCAUCUGCAAAGCCAGAUUGCUCUCAUUGCUUUUAUAUUUUUGAAUUGUACUUUUUAGAGACCUAUAAUCCCCAUGGAGCUUACUUUUUUAUUAAAUGUUCAGGUAACAGUUAUGAAUUCAUGUGCUGAGGGUGGUAUUAUAUAAAUACUUCACAACCUCCUAAUGGUAUCAGGAAUAUUUUGAGGGGACAAUUAUAAUGUAUUUUCUCAGAUAAGAAAAAUGUUUUUUUUUUUAAAAAUAUUUUAAUCUUGUGUUUUAAGCGUCGCUUGGAUUUACAUGGUAACUGUAUAUAAAGCAGUGAAGCAAAGGCAAUUUCAGAUAAAGCUAAAAGUAGGAACAUUUUAUUUUAGAAUCAUGUGAAUUGAUAUUGUCAGUUAAGCCUCAGUGUUCUUUAGCUUUUGUUAAUCUCGUCACCAUCUUUUAUUGUUAAAGAUAUUUGUCUUUUGGAGGUUUCCUAUAAAGAUGCUUAUAAUUACAUGUUUCAUUCCCAAUUUGUGUGUGUGUGUGUGGGAGGGGACUUUUUUAGGUGACUAUUGUUUUGUACAUCUAAUUUUGGGAAAGCAAGUAUAUAAUACAUCAUCUUGUGACUUCUUAACUUUUUUUGUUUGUAUGUUUUUCAGAGAUACCACUGUCUUUUAUCAUGUUUUGAAGAUUGUUUAAAAUUCAUUUUCCUAAAUUCAUGUGGAAAUGCUUUGAAAAUAUCAACAUUUUAUAUUAAACAUAUUUCCAAUUCAUUAAA